Messenger RNA from Raphanus sativus (radish), 2918 nucleotides. RefSeq lists its product as uncharacterized. NCBI's taxonomy places the organism in Eukaryota, Viridiplantae, Streptophyta, Magnoliopsida, Brassicales, Brassicaceae. Bases 204 to 2693 code for a protein of 829 amino acids. The record is from RefSeq and is a predicted model, not a curated record. The transcript has 10 exons.
UCAGGUGAAAUCAAAUGUUUCUUUUCUUCUUCUCUGUUUAGGGGUUUCUGUCAUAACUGAAAAAUAAAAUUGAGCAGUGAUGAAGUUCAAGGAAUAGUUGUGUUUCGCUUUAAUUACUCACUCUUUGGAUCAGAACACACACACACUCUCUCUCUCAAAGAAGAAGAUUUCGUCUCUGUGCAAUCCACAUAUCGAAUUGAGGAAUGAAUUUCUUGCUCCGAUCUGCUUCAUCCGCUACUCACCGCCCCCCAGUGAGCGAACCACCACCACCACCACCUACGCCGCCUCAACCACCACCUACGAAGCUUGGAACGACUUUGGAAUCCGAAGAGCCUUUCCCACAAUAUCCAUCCCUAGAGGAUCAUUUAGAUAGAUCUGGGGACAGCCAUGGAAAUGAAGAGCCAAAUGCAAACACAGAGGGCUCUGGCAUGGAGAGGUUCUCAGAUGUAUCUGAGGAACAAGGAUGGAUCUCAAUUCCAUUUAAGGAGAUCCCUGACAACUGGUCUGAAUCACUUGAUAUUCACUCACUACGGGCCCUUGAUCGCUCCUUUGUCUUUCCUGGGGAACAGAUUCAAAUCCUAGCAUGCUUAUCCGACAGUAAAGCAGACGCUGAGAUCAUCACCCCUCCUUUUAAAGUCGCUGAGGUGAUGAGCAGAACCCUAGUACAGAGGAAACUCUCAGACAAACAAAACGGAGUUAUCUCUGAUGUGGAGCGUUACGAGAGUAUACCAUUAGCUGACGGAGACAAUGGUCACAGUCCUGGUAAAGAGAGUGUGGAUUCUCAAAAAGAUGUUUCUGAUGGCGAAUCGAUUUUGAGGAUGGAAGAUCAUAGGAGACGAACAGAAGACUUGCUUUCCAGGUUUCAGGAGUCUCAUUUCUUCGUCAGGAUUGCAGAGUCUGGUGAGCCGCUUUGGUCAAAGAAAAGCUCUCUGGUCGUCUCAGAUACGGAGGAGGAGGAAGAUGAAAAGAGACCUUGUGUUAGUGCUUUUGUUGAUAGAGGGGACUUUGAUCCUGAUGUUGUUGCGGGAGGUUUAGCUAGGAGUAAGGCUAAAUGCUGCGCCUUACCCAAUGGAGACAUAGUGGUCUCUUUACAAGUUUAUAUUGUUGACUCUCCCAAAGAACCAAUCAUCGAGAUACUGCAGUUUGAGAAGCAUCAGGACAGGGAUCAUGAACACAAGGAUCCGUAUGGGAAUCUUUUAAAGUGGUUGAUGCCUCUGGACAACAAUAUCUCUCAGCAAUCCCGUUCUUUACCACCUCCUAUAAGCUCUAGCCCAGGUCUCAGCAGCAGCACUGCACACAAGCCAGCGCUCUCUUCUGCCUCCUCAGGCUCUCAACUCUUCUCAUUCGGCCAUUUCAGAAGCUACUCCAUGUCCGCUCUGCCGCCAAACACUGCGCCAGUUACUGGACCCGUAAAAACGCAGAGCUCUAAACCAUCGUUUGACAUCGAAGACUGGGACAGUUACUCAGGUCAAACAUUGCGAAACGGGCAGAAGUUUGGGACUGAAGAGCUCUUGUCUUUCCGGGGUGUUCCCUUGGAGCGGGAUAGGUUCUCUGUUCGUUGUGGACUCGAAGGCAUCUGCAUUCCUGGUAGGAGGUGGAGGAGGAAACUCGAAAUCAUUCAACCUAUUGAGAUCUAUUCUUUUGCAGCUGACUGCAACACAGAUGAUCUUCUCUGCGUUCAGAUUAAGAAUGUUGCUCCUACACACACUCCAGAUAUUGUAAUAUACGUUGACGCUAUAACGAUUGUUUUUGAAGAAGCAGGGAAGAGUGCUUCUCCUUCUUCAGUACCAAUCGCAUGUAUUGAAGCUGGAAACGAGCACAGUUUGCCAAAUUUAACUCUCAGGAAAGGUGAGGAGCACUCAUUCAUAGUGAGACCUGCCUUUUCUGUUGGGAGUAAUGUGAAACCCUCUGCUGCAAGAAAGGAACUCAAGUCAUCGAGUUUGUCUCUUCCGUCUGUAAAUUUUGAAAGAAAAGGGAGCGGUUUAAGUGGGGAUCAGUAUGCGGUUAUGGUGUCAUGUCGAUGCAACUACACAGAAUCAAGGCUGUUUUUCGAACAGCGAACAAAGUGGAGACCACGAGUUUCAAGGGAUCUGACGAUCUCUGUUGCGUCUGAAAUGUCAGGAGAACCUCGUGGCCCUCAUGGGAGAGCCUCCCAGCUACCUGUUCAGAUUCUAACUCUUCAGGCAUCAAAUUUGACAAGUGAAGAUCUGUCAUUCACGGUUCUCGCUCCAGCAUCCUUCACAUCACCUCCGUCUGUGGUGUCCCUAAAUUCCACGCCUACAUCUCCUUUAAGCCCAUUCCUAGGGUUCUCUGAGUUCACAGAGAGGGUGCAAAGCGAGAAACGCAACACAGCAAGGCGUAAAGUGCAGUCGUUACCCCCAAUGCCACUGGAGACGAUAAGGACAGAGACAACAACAAAUGAUGAAAUGAAUCUUGCUUCUUCCAACCCUUCAGAUGUUGUUCCAAAGAGCGGCUUAGGGUGUACACAUCUCUGGCUACAAAGUCGAGUUCCCUUGGGAAGCGUUCCUUCGAAAUCUACAGCAACGAUCAAGCUAGAGCUACUCCCUUUGACUGACGGCAUAAUCACACUUGAUACUCUCCAAAUCCACGUCAAGGAGAAAGGGCGUAGGUACAUACCAGAGCAGUCACUGAAGAUAAACGCAACGUCAAGCAUUUCCUCUGGAAUGUUUUAGACAGUCUUUUACCCAAUACCACUUUUUGCCUUUCUUAGAACUAAAAAUGAUUUAUUCAAACACUGAGAAGUCACACAGUUCAGAUGUCCAUGUUCAUCUCAGUAGGUUCAUUCAAAAAGAUUGUGUGUGUCUAUAUUACAUCCAAAAGAUGUUGAAAAAAGAAAGUUAAAGAUGUAAAACCACUUCUGUCUCCUAUUUAUUUGAACAUGUGUGUGGUUUGCAUUC